UGGCUUUUGACCCUUGGGUCAUGACUGAGGAGUGUGAGGCAGGUCAGGUGCCAGUGUCGCAAGGUUGGUCGCAAGUGCAAGUAGUUUGCUUCUCGUCGUUUGAGGUGCAUGUAGGACCAAUUUUGCGGCGCCGACGCUCGCCAGACGCUCCCGGACGGUGCAGGGCAGACGCCCGCGGACGACGAUUGAGGGACAUCGGAACGGUCAGGACAAUCGACGACAGCCGUUGAGGCAACGAGCCACGACAGACGACGACAUGGCCGACGAGGACACAGGAAUUCGCGUCGCUGUGCGAAUCAAAAUGAAGAAAGAGGUACAGAGGCUGGAACUGGAGUUGGAGAUGAAGCAGAGCUCUGAUGGAUCAGAAGAGUCGGUAAAUGACAAUAUGGCUCGCAAAAACCAACUUUUGCAAGCCGAGAUCGAGCUACUCAAAGCCAAAGUCAAUGCCCAACAGCAGACCAUAGACAGCCUUACAGCAAAGACUGAAUUUACACCCGAAAUGCAAAAAAAAGAGCACGCCAAAGUCUUCAAAGACUCUCAAAAUCAGCUCAGGCUGUUGAGGAGUGAUUUUUUUGAAUUGAAGAAGACUAAGGUCAGUAAUGCUCGAAAGGCUGAGUCGGCACCUCUGCUGUUCUUGGAUGACGACGAGGAAGAAGAUCGCCAAAUACCAGAAUUGGUCUUGAAACCGUUUGCUGCAAAACCAAGACUAGAGUUCUUAGGAGUCCUUGUUGGAAGCACAAAGUGCCAAAGUUUCCUGAUCACAAAUCCAGAUUCUAGUGAUUUGAGGGUUGAGAUCACAGUUCCAGACAAGAUUCAAGUAGAGUCAAGUCAUUUCAACGUCCCAGCCAAAUCGUCCAUCGAAGUCAACCUUACUUGGGGCCCACAAGAGAAGGGAACAUUUUUUGAGUCAAUCCAUGUAAAAGAUAGCAAAGGUCGACGUGGAAUGGUAUCUCUGGUACUUGAAGCUUUGGUUCCCAUGCCAAAAAAGGAUUUGAAAAAUUCUGCUUCAAUGAGGCCUUCCGUCAACGCUCCUCCUGCUCGGCAAAGCUCAUUCCCUUCUGAUGACGCCCCUAGAGAGGUCCUCAAACCUGUUGCUUCUGCUCGGCAAACACAAUCAUGGAAUAAAUAUGAUACUGGAAUGGUUGAGAUCGAACCAUCUUGCAACACCUCUCGUCGCUCCAGUGCUUUCAAACAACUCUCUGCUGAAACAAUUCCCAAGCCCAAAGAUCUGUUUCAGUUGACAAUGCAUCAGGAAGUUCCCGAGAGUCAUCUAAGCAGCGCCACAUGCAUUGCCGAACAAAGAAAAAGUGACUCUAGUGACGAUACCUAUAUAGCUGACAGAAGAGUGAGCAGCGAGACUGACUUGGCCGAAAGUGGGUUCAGCACAGACACACAUGCCGAAGGCAAAUUAGACAGCGUCGAAGAAGCAUCUGGAAAUUUGACUAUGCUCGAAAACACAGUCUGCUACACUGCUCACAACACUGAACUGCAAAAACUAAAUGAGGUACAUGAGCAAUUUGCCUAUCUUGCAUCCGUUACAAUUCAGACGGCUUGGAGAUGUUACUGUGCAAGGCAGACACUCGCUCGCUUAGUUCAGGAGGACGUACAGAGAAAAACACAGGCUGCUAGCUUGGUCCAGAAGAGAUGGAGAGGAAAAGUUGUCAGGCGCCAUGUGCAGCAAAUGAAGAGAGAAUUGGAAAUCAAGAGAAUCAAAGCAGCCACCGUCAUUCAGUGCAGUUGGAAAUGCUAUGCAGCCAGACAGGCGCUGCUCCGGCUUCGUAAAGAGCAUUUCGACGGAAGACGCAGGACUGCUGCUACUAAAAUCCAAUGCUUCUGGAGACGAGUGUCUGCCCAAAGAGCUCUUGAUCUUUUGAAGGUUCCUGUGCCUACUGUGGUUUCUAUGAAACCUGGACCAAAGCAAGGACCUCUCCCAGCAGUUACAAACCCACUGCCUAAUUCUCCAUCUGACUCUGUCCAGCCUGGCCCUUCUCAAUCUAGGAUGACUGGAAGUGAGGAAGGAGAUGAUACAGCUAACAGUAGGGUUAAAACAUUGGUAAACCUGCUGCAAAGGAAUAACUACACCAUUGAAGACAUAGAAGGAAACACUGCCCACGGUCGACUUGCACCAGGGUCACCUCUUGUUGUGGCCUCCCACUACAUGCAUUUGAAAAAAAAAGCAGCUCAGUACAUGUGGGAUAGAGGAGGAGGUCGUUUUGAAUUCCUCAAGAAUGUUUCGUGUGUCAAGUGCAACGCCAAAUUUGAUAGUCUAGAGUAUUUUAAAUGUAAAAGUUGCAACAAGUACAUCCACAGAAAUUUAAAUUGUGGCUUUUUAAAUGAUAACAUUUGGUCUUGCCAAUUAUGUCUUAAAUAAAAUCCAAUUGUGCUUUUUAAAUUACUUUAA
Molecule: messenger RNA, 2401 nt
Organism: Neocloeon triangulifer
Lineage: Eukaryota; Metazoa; Arthropoda; Insecta; Ephemeroptera; Baetidae
Exons: 10
Coding region: 257-2371 (704 amino acids)
Biological process (GO): spindle organization; mitotic cell cycle; establishment of meiotic spindle localization
Cellular component (GO): spindle pole
Molecular function (GO): protein binding
Source: RefSeq, a predicted model, not a curated record